AUGGCCACAGAAAACACGAGGUUACUGGGUCGCCAGACAUCCAAGAAAAGAUGGUCGUCUUCAAAGCCGGCCAGACAACUUCUUAUUGCAAUUCUGAUUGUGCUUUUACUGGUGCAGUCAGUGUUCCUAUUUAAGCCGGUACUGCAGAAACAUAGCGCCCCUGCGAAAAAACGGAACGUGAUCUUCUUCGUCACAGAUGGUAUGGGCCCUGCUUCCCUAUCAUUGACAAGGUCUUAUCGUCAAUACAUCGAAAAGCUACCCAUCGAUGAUGUGUUAACAUUGGACCACCAUCUCAUUGGCUCUUCCAGAACAAGAUCCUCGAACUCCCUCGUCACAGAUUCUGCUGCAGGUGCCACUGCAUUUUCCUGUGCACUCAAAAGCUACAAUGGUGCAAUUGGAGUUGACCCUGAUAAACAGCCUUGCGGUACUUUGCUAGAAGCAGCAAAGUUGGAAGGCUAUCUGACGGGUCUCGUGGUAACCACGAGAAUCACAGAUGCUACUCCCGCCUCCUUUAGCGCACAUACGGACUACAGAUUUCAAGAGGACUUGAUUGCAGAGCAUCAACUCGGAGAAUACCCACUGGGUCGUAUGGUCGAUCUCAUGAUAGGGGGUGGAAGAACUCAUUUUUACUCUGGAUCCGACAGUCAGUACGGUUCUCGCGGUACUCGUGCUGACGGCCGUAACCUCAUAAAAGAAGCCGAGAAGAAUGGAUGGUCUUACGCUGGUAACCGUCAACAGUUUGAUCAAUUGCAAUUAGGUCGUAACGUUACUUUACCUCUACUAUCAUUAUUGGCAGACUAUGACAUUCCCUUUGACAUCGAUAGAGACGACUCCGAAUAUCCAUCUUUGGAAGAAGAAGCCAUCACUGCAGUUACAGCCCUGAGCGAUGCCACAAGAAACUCAGACAAAGGAUUCUUUUUAAUGAUCGAGGGUUCUAGAAUUGAUCAUGCUGGUCAUCAAAAUGACCCUGCUGCUCAAGUCCGUGAAGUUAUCGCCUUUGACAAGGCUUUCAAGGCAGUUAAAAAGUUUGCGGACAACAGUGACGUUGAAACUAUCUUGAUCUCUACAUCUGAUCACGAAACAGGCGGACUUGUAACUGCCAAACAAAUUGGAAAGGACUAUCCAGAAUAUGCGUGGUAUCCCGAGUUCUUAGACAAUGCCAAACACUCAGGUGAAUAUUUAGGCAAGCAGCUUGUUGCUUAUAAGGGCAAUGAUAAGCGUUCUUUUAUUGAAAAGGAAAUUUUUGAAAAAGGACAAGGAAUUCAAGACUACUCUCCAGAAGAUGUUGACGAAUUGAUGAAGCUAUCGCAAGGCGGUGAUAUAAAUGAUAAGUUAAACGGCAUGGUUUCAGACCGUGCUCAAGUUGGAUGGACAACGCACGGGCACAGUGCUGUAGAUGUCAAUAUAUAUGCUUACGCCAACCGGAGAGAAACGUGGAUUCGAAUUUUGGAUAGACUGCAGGGUAACCACGAAAAUAUUGAAAUUGGCAAAUUUAUGGCCGAAUAUUUGGAAGCAGAUCUUACACAAGUGACUGAAAUGGUCAAAAAGACGAAGCAUUCGCCAAAGGGAGUUAUUUCCGAAAGUAUAUCAGAUGAGUAUGGUCACAUUCUUACUCCUCCUUUAAACUAG
Lachancea fermentati is the source of this 1629-nucleotide messenger RNA. NCBI's taxonomy places the organism in Eukaryota, Fungi, Ascomycota, Saccharomycetes, Saccharomycetales, Saccharomycetaceae. The record is from the annotation of a GenBank genome assembly.